Schistocerca americana (American grasshopper) is the source of this 855-nucleotide messenger RNA. Its product is annotated as piggyBac transposable element-derived protein 3-like. The record is from RefSeq and is a predicted model, not a curated record. The coding region runs from base 1 to 855 and encodes 284 amino acids. Lineage: Eukaryota; Metazoa; Arthropoda; Insecta; Orthoptera; Acrididae. The transcript has 2 exons.
AUGUCUUUCAUGCCAGUUUCUAGCCACCUUUCUAUAAAUGAGCAAAUGAUUCCUUUCCAUGGCAAAACAUCUCUUAGACAGUAUGUCAAGAACAAGUCGAAUCCAGUUGGUCUGAAGAAUUUUGUGCUAACAACUUCUAAAGGGCUGGUACUUGGCUUCUUCAUUUACCAAGGAGCAAGCACUUGGCCUUCUGGACAACCAGAGCCAGAUCUCGGUUUGGGAGGCUCUGUGGUGAAGAAGCUGGUGGAGGGUAGGGUUCUCAGAGAGCAUGUUGUAUAUUUUGACCGAUAUUUCAGAUCAAUUACACCAUUACAAUACCUGAUGGAAAGAAAAAUAUAUGCCGUAGGAACGAUUUCAGUCAGCCAUAUUCCAUCUGCUCUCAAAUCGAAAUUCACUGCAGACAAGGAACUGAUGGAGACAGGGAGAGGUUCCUUCGACGAGUUCAUCACAGAAGAUGGAAAAAUUUCUGCUUUGAAAUGGAUCGAUAAUUGUUCUGUAACUGUAGCAUCUACAUUCUCUGGUGCUUCUCCUACUAAUGUAGUGAAAAGAUGGGACAGAAAAGCAAAAGAGUUCAUUGAAGUACCUCAACCCAAAUGUAUGAGUAACUAUAACAAAGUAGUGGGAGGUGUGAAUCUUUGUGACAGAAUGUACAAAAAGGAUGAGCAGGCACUAAGUGUUGGAAAGAAAUCAAUCAUGGAUUUACUAGAUUCCAAGAUUUACAUUGGUGAAUCACUGAGUUCAGGUGCAACUGCCAUCAGACAAGACAUUUACUCUUCAGACUCUGAAUCUGAAUUUCAUGAAGUGGCUCCUACAAAACGUGCAAAAAUAGUUCAAAUUCCAAACAAAGAUGUAUAG